This is a messenger RNA of Naegleria gruberi, 549 nucleotides long. RefSeq lists its product as uncharacterized. Lineage: Eukaryota; Heterolobosea; Eutetramitea; Acrasida; Naegleriidae. The coding region runs from base 1 to 549 and encodes 182 amino acids. The record is from RefSeq and is a predicted model, not a curated record. Gene Ontology annotation, molecular function: DNA binding. The transcript has a single exon.
AUGCUUCCAACCAAUACAAUACACGAACAGACACUUUUAUUCUUGUUACAUCUGCUGUUACAGAACUCUAAUGAUGAUUCAUUCCUUCCGUGCUUGGAAAACGAUGAUAACAAUUAUUGUCCAGUGAAUAAUACUUCCACUAAUAAUACUACGAAUAAUACCUAUGCUAAUAAUAAUAUUGUGUUUGAGAAGGUAGAAGAAUGCAAAUUACAACCAUCCAAACUAAUCGAGAUGAAGUCAUCCAAUCAUACUUCCAACAAGAAGCAUUCAAUGAAAACCCUCAAUUAUAACUCCACCACCACUCCAAAGAUCAACUCCUCUUAUCCUCCGCAUGUAAAUACUACUCCGAGCAACAUUAGCAAACCUAAUAAUGUAUUCUUCAUCGUAUCGACUCUGGAAUCUAUUAAGGAAGAAGAAGAAUUGAAGAAAACUCUUCCGAAACGACCAAGGGGACGACCUCGUAAGAAUAGUUUCGAAUCAAUGAACAAUUCUUCUUCAUCUAAUUGUGUUUCUUCUUCCAGCAGCAGUAAACGAAUCAAAAUGGAUUAA